Danio rerio (zebrafish) is the source of this 1770-nucleotide messenger RNA. RefSeq names its product tropomyosin 4a (gene tpm4a). The record is from RefSeq and is marked provisional. Lineage: Eukaryota; Metazoa; Chordata; Actinopteri; Cypriniformes; Danionidae. Gene Ontology annotation, cellular component: cytoskeleton.
CUCACAUUCUCCCACAUUCCAAUGACUCCAUGAGACUGAAAUAACCUCCUGCGAAGACCUUUUUUUUGCUCAUUCAACCGUUUUGUAUUGAUCCGGACUGGGAAGAACUUGGAUUGCACAUUUCGUGUUUUAUUUUCCACUCAUUUUUUCCUAUUUGCACAGAUCAUCCUAAUACAGCAGCAUUCCGUUAUUUGUUAUACCAUCCCUGUAUUCGGGGUACAAUAGAGUUUUUAGCCUUUACAUUUUGACGUAUUUAUAUUUUAUAGCUUUUUAAAAACGGUUUCCGUUGUUUUUGCACAUCGUUUUGUUUCUCCUCGACCAAAGUCGCGUUACGUUUUGUUUUCUUGUAGUAAAUAUAAUAUAAUAAGCUAGUUAAAAUGACAGGUGUGACUUCUUUGGACGCUGUGAAGAGAAAGAUCCAGUGUUUGCAGCAGCAGGCGGAUGACGCAGAGGAUCGGGCUUUGGGUCUUCAGCGCGAGCUGGACAAUGAGCGCGAGCUCCGGGAGAAAGCGGAGGGUGAUGUGGCAGCCCUGAACCGCAGGAUUCAGCUGGUGGAGGAGGAACUGGAUCGGGCUCAGGAACGGCUGGGAACUGCACUGCAGAAACUGGAAGAAGCGGAGAAAGCAGCAGACGAGAGUGAGAGAGGCAUGAAGGUAAUCGAGAACCGCGCCAUGAAGGAUGAGGAGAAGAUGGAGAUCCAGGAGAUGCAGCUAAAGGAGGCCAAGCACAUCGCCGAGGAGGCUGACCGCAAAUACGAAGAGGUGGCCCGUAAACUGGUGAUUCUCGAGGGUGAGCUGGAGCGCGCGGAAGAAAGAGCUGAAGUCGCUGAAUGCAAAGCUAGUGAUUUGGAGGAGGAAUUGAAAAACGUUACCAACAACCUUAAAUCCCUAGAGGCUCAGGCAGAGAAAUACUCAGAAAAAGAAGACAAGUAUGAAGAAGAAAUCAAAGUUCUUAGUGACAAGCUGAAGGAGGCCGAGACCCGUGCAGAGUUUGCAGAGAGGACAGUGGCCAAACUGGAAAAAUCCAUUGAUGACCUUGAAGAAAAAUUAUCUUCUGCAAAAGAAGAAAACCUGGGAAUGCACCAAGUGCUGGAUCAAACACUUCAGGAGCUGAACAGCUUAUAAAGCAAGACGAUGAGAGAAAACGACGUCCAUCUUAAAACAUUCCACAAAUACUCUCCUUCAUUCCAACUCGCAAACUAUUGAGCCCUAUUUUCUCACAGAAUAAUAAUUUAAUUUUUGGUCUGAGGUAUUUCUUUUAUGCUUUUUCUUUUCUCGACUUGGCUCGACAACUUUCAAAAAUUAGCCAAACGAUGAGGUGCUAUAUCUGAGUUUUCCUGUUUUAAGUAACUUAAUAAAUGUCAUACCUCAUGGGAAAGUGAACAUUCAUGUGCUCGAGCAAAAAAAAAAAUCACUUGAAGUUGUGCUAUUGUGUAUUCUGAAGAACCGAAGAAGUUAUGAAGGCGUUUGAAGCGCAGUUUGGCGUUUUUCAUAAUUACAACAUGCGCGCCAUCUACUGGUCAACAUGCUGCAUUGCAGUUCAUUACUCCAUUGAUAAUGCACCAUGGUAUGUAUACAUUUAUAUUAAAGUACCAGGUUAACUUUGUGGAGCCAACACAAAAUGAAGACCAAACAAAGACCAAAGAAAUAUUAGCUAUUCCUGAAACUUUUUUUGUGAAUUUUCUUUUUUUUCCCCUGUCAAAUGAGUAUUUCAAAAUGCCUCAAAAGUUUCUUUUUCCACUUUCUGUGUAAUAAAUUUUUAUAAAAAGUC